Messenger RNA from Dermacentor silvarum, 476 nucleotides. Its product is annotated as 8.6 kDa transglutaminase substrate-like. NCBI's taxonomy places the organism in Eukaryota, Metazoa, Arthropoda, Arachnida, Ixodida, Ixodidae. The transcript is spliced from 4 exons. Bases 126 to 431 code for a protein of 101 amino acids. The record is from RefSeq and is a predicted model, not a curated record.
ACAAGCACGUGCCGCCUGGAGUGUUUUAACCUUCGUCGCUCGGCUAUAAGACGAUGGUAAGCGCGAAGUCUUGCACAACAGCGGACGACGAAAGGCUGUCCAGCUGCAUCGACUAAGGCAUCAGGAUGAGGACCACGCUUCUCUGCACCCUGUUGGUUGUGCUGGCGAUGGCCGCGUGUGUAUCUGCCACAAGCCCCCCAAGAUGCGAGAAUGUGAAUUGCUCGGAAGCGACAUGCCAGCCCGUUGACUGCAAGUGCGGGUCUUAUAAGGGCAGUUGCGGCUGCUGCGACUUCUGCUACAAGUGCCCCGAAGAAGUAUGCACUCCGCUAUUUCAAGAACGCUGCAGCGAUGGUCACACUUGCGAGUUGGAUGAGCCUGGCACCAUCGCUUUUGGAGGAAAGGGAAAAUGCAAGCCAUCCUCGUCUUCCUGAGAUGUAGCCGGGAAAAUAAAUACAACCUCCGCUUUUUAAAGCGAA